Molecule: messenger RNA, 1924 nt
Organism: Micropterus dolomieu (smallmouth bass)
Lineage: Eukaryota; Metazoa; Chordata; Actinopteri; Centrarchiformes; Centrarchidae
Product: obscurin-like
Exons: 10
Coding region: 1-1689 (562 amino acids)
Source: RefSeq, a predicted model, not a curated record
AUGGCAGUUUUGGACAAAAAGGUUCUCUGGGGCUUCCUGUUAAUGCUGACUGGUGCUGUGGGUGUUGGUGUGAACUAUCCAGCUCCUGUUUGUUCUGUGACAGGAUCGACCGUCACCCUCCCCUGCACCUUCACACCUCUGAAGUUUUUCAUUCAGAAUGGAAGAGCAGUUUCGAUUGAGAUCAUCAGAGUCGUCUGGUGCCAGAACGAUGAAUUUUGUCAGUUCCCUGCCCCGUCUGUGUUUGACAGCAGUUCACAAAACAACAACCCUCGUUACAAAUACCUGGGAGACAAGAAGGGAAACUGCACUUUACAGAUCACAGAUGUGCAGAAGAAAGACGAGGCGACUUUUCGCUUCAGAAUGGAGGCUAAUGACGACAAAGCACAUUUUACUGGACAACCAGGAGUGAGAGUCACAGUCUCUGAUGUUCAGAUGCAGAUAAAGAGCUCCAGAGGAGACGGAGAGCUGAGAAGUGGUGAAAACAUCACUCUGUACUGCACUGCACUCUGUACCUUCCACCAACUGGAGGUCACCUGGUUCAGAGAUGGCCACGCCCUCUCAGAGUCUGGCCCCGCCCUCCACAUCAUCCCUCUGACUGCAAGGGAUUCUGGGAAGUACACCUGUGGUUUGAAGGCCAGCGUCAGCAGCCUCUCCCUGCCGUACAGCCUGAAGGUGGAGGCUGAAGGUGCUGUGGGUGUUGGUGUGAACUAUCCAGCUCCUGUUUGUGCUGUGACAGGAUCGACCGUCACCCUCCCCUGCACCUUCACACCUCUGAAGUUUUUCAUUCAGAAUGGAAGAGAAGUUUUAAUCGAGAUCAUCAGAGUCAUCUGGGCCAGCGUCAGCAGCCUCUCCCUGCCGUACAGCCUGAAGGUGGAGGCUGAAGGUGCUGUGGGUGUUGGUGUGAACUAUCCAGCUCCUGUUUGUGCUGUGACAGGAUCGACCGUCACCCUCCCCUGCACCUUCACACCUCUGAAGUUUUUCAUUCAGAAUGGAAGAGAAGUUUUAAUCGAGAUCAUCAGAGUCAUCUGGUGCCGGAACCAUCAGCUUUGUCAGGGUUCUACCCCGUCUGUGUUUGACAGCAGUUCACAAAACAACAACCCUCGUUACAAAUACCUGGGAGACAAGAAGGGAAACUGCACUUUACAGAUCACAGAUGUACAGAAGGAAGAUGAGGCAAGUCUUCGCUUCAGAAUGGAGGCUGACUACAUCAGAGCACAUUUUACUGGACCUCCAGGAGUGAACGUCACAGUCUCUGAUGUUCAGAUGCAGAUAAAGAGCUCCAGAGGAGACAGAGAGCUGAGAAGAGGUGAAACCGUCACUCUGUACUGCACUGCACUCUGUACCUUCCACCAACUGGAGGUCACCUGGUACAGAGAUGGCCACGCCCUCUCAGAGUCUGGCCCCGCCCUCCAGCUCGGCCCCCUGACUGCAGGGGAUUCUGGGAACUACACCUGUGGUUUGAAGACCAGCAGCAGCAGCAGCCUCUCCCUGCCGUACAGCCUGCAGGUGGAGGAAGAAGUUGACCCUCUGCUGAUUGUUCGUCUGGUUCUCUUCACUCUGCACUCUGUGCUCAUCGUCAUAGCGGCAUCCAUCAUCAUCAGAAGGACGUGUGUGCAGGAAAGCAGCUGCAGCAGCAGAGAGCUGAAAAAUGCAACGAUGCAGCCUCCAGACUCUGACGAGCAGCUGUGACGUCCAGACGGCCGAGGCCAGACUGUCUGACACCCUCACACCAUCAUGUCGGUCCCUGUUUUACAGCAGGAAUGACUUUUUAAAUGUUCAGUGUAUUUAUGUGAAUGCAGCUAUUGUCAGAAUAUUUUACUCCACUGCUUCCAGUUUGUGGUGUAACAAAAAAAUAAAAAGGUGCAGUGUGUAAGAUUUGGCCCAAAUUUUCCUCUGAUGUCCCCACCUGAACCCGGAGUCAGUC